This is a messenger RNA of Nannizzia gypsea CBS 118893, 1161 nucleotides long. RefSeq names its product conidiophore development protein hymA. The record is from RefSeq and is a predicted model, not a curated record. Gene Ontology annotation, molecular function: protein serine/threonine kinase activator activity. The coding region runs from base 1 to 1161 and encodes 386 amino acids. Gene Ontology annotation, biological process: intracellular signal transduction. The transcript is spliced from 5 exons. Lineage: Eukaryota; Fungi; Ascomycota; Eurotiomycetes; Onygenales; Arthrodermataceae.
AUGGCGUUUCUUUUCAACCGGAGUAGACAGCGGCAGCCUGCAGAGGUUGCAAGGACAACCAAAGACCUGCUGGUCAAGCUGCGGGAUGUCCCAGGAGAUGCAAAGACUGAAGAAGACCUAGCUAAGCAGCUGGGCCACAUGAAGUUGAUUGUCCAGGGGACACAAGAGGUCGAUACAUUACCAGACCAAGUACAGCAGCUUGUACAUGCAUCACUACAGGAAGACCUCCUCUACGAACUUGCGCGAUCUAUCCCUAAUCUACCGUUUGAAGCCCGCAAGGACACCCAGACCAUAUUUUCGCAUAUCCUCCGGUUCAGACCAGACACAUCGACCACGGCUCCAGCCAUACCUAAUUCUACAGGCGGUGGAGGCGCUGCUCCUGUGUCAUCCACUUCCGGUGACCCGCCCGUCAUUUCGUACAUUGUUCAUAAGCGACCCGAGAUCCUAACACAACUAUGUCGAGGGUAUGAGAACAACAAGAGCGCGAUGCCGUGCGGAUCCAUUCUACGGGAAGCGCUGAAGUACGAGGUGGUGGCUGGUAUUAUCUUGUAUGAUGAGUCUGGAGAGGGUGAAAGGGCCAUACGACUGAACGAGAUACAACCAGGGAAGAAACAAAGCGGUGAGGGACUGUUUUGGAGUUUUCUGGGUUGGAUUAACCAGAGCAGUUUUGAAGUCAGCGCAGAUGCAUUUACAACGUUUAGGGAUAUCUUGACUCGUCACAAGGCACUGGUGGCCGGCUACCUGAGCGCCAAUUUCGACUUGUUCUUCAGCAGAUACAACAACAUUUUGGUGCUAUCUGAUUCGUAUGUAACGAAAAGACAGAGCAUCAAGCUCCUAGGCGAGCUGUUGCUAGAUCGGGCCAACUACAAUGUCAUGACGGCAUAUGUGGACAGCGGUGACCACUUGAAGCUAUGCAUGAAUCUACUUCGAGACGACCGCAAGAUGGUGCAGUACGAGGGCUUCCAUAUCUUCAAAGUAUUCGUAGCCAACCCAAACAAGAGCGUGGCGGUACAGCGAAUUCUGAUCAACAACCGAGAAAGACUGCUGAAAUUCCUGCCCAAGUUCCUGGAGGACCGGACGGACGAUGACCAGUUCACAGAUGAGAAGAGCUUCCUGGUACGGCAGAUAGAAAAUCUUCCAAGUCAGGCACAGGCACAGUGA